Molecule: messenger RNA, 225 nt
Organism: Epithele typhae
Lineage: Eukaryota; Fungi; Basidiomycota; Agaricomycetes; Polyporales; Epitheliaceae
Product: tryparedoxin peroxidase
Exons: 3
Coding region: 1-225 (74 amino acids)
Biological process (GO): response to oxidative stress; cellular response to stress; hydrogen peroxide catabolic process
Cellular component (GO): cytosol
Molecular function (GO): thioredoxin peroxidase activity
Source: RefSeq, a predicted model, not a curated record
AUGUCCGUCUCCCACCACUACUGUGUCCUCAUCGAGGACGAGGGGAUCGCCCUCUGUGGGCUCCUCAUUAUCGACCCUAUAGGGUACCCUCAGCUGGACAAGCAAAUUACGAUCAACGACCUCCCCGUGGGCCGCUCUGUCGAGGGGACGAUCCGGGCAUUCCAGUUCUCCCGGAUUUACUUCCACGUGAUCGGACCGGUCUCUAAAUCUACCGGCUGGCAGUAA